GUCACAUGAACUGUGACGUUUGUCCAAUGCGGAAGAGGAUGGACUGAUGGAGGGUCAAACAUGAAAGUUUAAUAUUUCAUGUAUUUUAAAAGUUUGAAUGAAGAUUUAAUGACCCGAACUAAACGUUGUCAGAAUGCCGCUGUUCAUUCAUAAUAAGAGAAUAGAUCGCGUCAACUCAACCACAGAACUCUUCAGCAGAUACCCACAUCUGAAGGAACAUGCAAAGCAGUUUGCGUCCAGAAGUCCAGAGCCAGUGGAUCCGAAACACCUGCUGUAUCUACAGCAGCGAGAGUUUGCAGCUGCCACACCUGCAGACAAUUCAGUCUCUGUUUUGGGGUCUGAUGAUGCCACAACAUGCCACUUAGUUGUGCUUCGACACACAGGCAGUGGAGCAACAUGUCUCGCACACUGUGAUGGUUCCAGCACAUGGACCGAAGUUCCUCUUCUAGUCAAUGCAGUCACCUCCAGAAGUAAUCUAGCGAAAGAGGGCAGACUGGAGCUGCAUCUGGUUGGGGGAUUUGAUGACGACAGGAAAACAUCUCACUCACUCAGCGUUAAUAUACUGGCUGCCUUUCAAAAACAGAGAGAAGAAAUUCACCUGGAGACGUGCUGUAUUACAGACGUGAAUGAUGUCAUCAAAGAGGGGACUCAUCGACCACUUGUGUAUGGAAUAGGUGUGAAUGUUAAAACUGGUCACGUGUUUCCAGCCUCGUUUACAUUUCGAGGUCCUGCAGAGGAGCUCCGAUCUGCACGCACCUUCUCUGGUGGACAGAUGGUUGAAGUGUAUGAUUCUAGUCGCGAGCUUGUGAAAAUCGGGCCAUGCAGGUGGACACCGAACAAUGACAUGGCCUUCUGGCUCUCGCAAGAAGAUGAAACCAUUCUACAGUACUUGUCCACUUCACCGUAUGCAGAACCUCCUCACUUCAUCCAGCACAUCAAAUCCACCAUCCAGUUCCUCCUGGAUCAUCCGACCACUGAUGGUCUGUUUCCUGGAGGUCAGCCGCAGUUUUACCGGCGGACUGAAGAGGGCGAAUGGAAGAGAAUUUAUCAACAAUAGUUGAAGUCUUAUUCAUCAUUGUAAUUCAACUGAAGGCCUUUGGAUGUCUGGUGUUUAUAGUAGAAGCUCUUUAUCUGAUCUGAAACCUGUGGUGCUGUUUCUCUUUAAGGGUGAUUUCCAACUAGUGUGAAAUAUUUGAUGAUGAUUUUAUUACCUGCUGGCCCAUAACAGUCUAUUCUGUAGACUAUUUUAUUUGUAUUUCUAUCUCAUAUUUGUUCAAUGCAGAUGUUUUCUGUUGUAAAGGGAUCAUGCAACAUGUACUCACAUGUACACAUUAUACAGUGACUCGUCGACUUCCAACACAUUUGUUUGAAAAAUUGUAAAUAUAGUAUGUUGUAAUUCUUUGCUCAUUGGUGGAGUGAAAAGAUCAUUAAAAUUAUAUUA
This is a messenger RNA of Xyrauchen texanus (razorback sucker), 1441 nucleotides long. It is a transcript of the gene ntan1, whose product is annotated as N-terminal asparagine amidase. Bases 134 to 1057 code for a protein of 307 amino acids. The transcript has 10 exons. Gene Ontology annotation, cellular component: nucleus. The record is from RefSeq and is a predicted model, not a curated record. Gene Ontology annotation, molecular function: protein-N-terminal asparagine amidohydrolase activity. Lineage: Eukaryota; Metazoa; Chordata; Actinopteri; Cypriniformes; Catostomidae. Gene Ontology annotation, biological process: ubiquitin-dependent protein catabolic process.